Molecule: messenger RNA, 753 nt
Organism: Rangifer tarandus platyrhynchus (Svalbard reindeer)
Lineage: Eukaryota; Metazoa; Chordata; Mammalia; Artiodactyla; Cervidae
Source: the annotation of a GenBank genome assembly
AUGGAUUUUCACAAGCUCCCCGGCAGUCAGUCUGCAAUAGGAAGUGUCUUUAGGGUAAGAGCAAAUCGGGCCGGGAGUGAAUUUAUUGUCAUAGAAAGGAACAAAAACCUAAGGGGCGCUAAGCCAGUCUUUUUAACCCUCCGGGCGCAGUUGGGGCCCGCGCCUGCGCGGUGGGAGCUCGCCCCUCCGGGAGGAAGUCGGAAGGCGGGAAGCCCCGCCCCUCUCCCGGCUUUGGCUUUCUCCUCGGUUUUACCCGGCCGGCUCCCCUUGAGCCGUGAUCCAGCCGUUCGCUCUCCAUCACUCGGAGCUCUCCGCUGCGCCUCUCCGCUGCGCCUCCCCCCUGCGCCUGCGCGACCCCACCCCGCCCCACGCGCGGGCUUGCGUUCCAAUUCCCGCCAGGCCUCCGGCCCACGGCACCCGGCCCGCGCCUUCCCGGUCCGGCGGAGAGCCGGCGGCGCAAGCACCAUGCUCUUCUAUUCCUUUUUCAAGUCCCUUGUCGGCAAGGAUGUGGUCGUGGAACUCAAGAAUGACCUGAGCAUCUGUGGAACUCUCCAUUCUGUGGAUCAGUAUCUCAACAUCAAACUAACUGACAUCAGUGUCACAGACCCUGAGAAAUACCCUCACAUGUUGUCAGUGAAGAACUGCUUCAUCCGGGGCUCAGUGGUUCGCUAUGUGCAGUUGCCAGCAGAUGAAGUUGACACACAGUUGCUACAAGAUGCAGCAAGGAAGGAGGCCCUGCAGCAGAAGCAGUGA